Mesitornis unicolor (brown roatelo) is the source of this 665-nucleotide messenger RNA. It is a transcript of the gene CHRAC1, whose product is annotated as chromatin accessibility complex 1. The coding region runs from base 31 to 369 and encodes 112 amino acids. Gene Ontology annotation, molecular function: protein heterodimerization activity. The transcript is spliced from 3 exons. The record is from RefSeq and is a predicted model, not a curated record. Gene Ontology annotation, cellular component: nucleus; CHRAC. Lineage: Eukaryota; Metazoa; Chordata; Aves; Mesitornithiformes; Mesitornithidae.
UCGCUGCCCCUGUCGCGUAUCCGCGUGAUUAUGAAGAGCUCCCCGGAGGUCUCCAGCAUCAACCAGGACGCGCUCUUCCUCACCGCCAAAGCCACGGAGCUUUUUGUUCAGUAUUUGGCUACGUACUCCUACAAACAUGGCCGAGGCAAGGAGAAGAACGCUCUGACUUACAGUGACCUGUCUCAUACUGCGGAAGAGUGUGAGACCUUUCAGUUCCUUGCAGAUAUCUUGCCAAAGAAGAUCCUAGCUAGCAAAUACCUAAAAAUGCUUGAAAAAGAGAAGCGAGAAGGAGAAGUGGGGCAAGGUGAUGAACAGGAUGAGGACGAAGAGGAUGAAGAUGAAACUGUUGGUGAACGUGUUGGAUCUUAAGACCAAUGGAGAGCUGCUUCAUGGUUGAUCCAUUUUUUUGUAUAAAGGAUGUUAUUUUUAUGACUGAGAAUCCAGAUGCUGGAUAUAUUUAUAUACUGAGCCAUCUGCUUUGCUUUGUUUAAGAAGUUUAGACAUUGAACUUUAUACUUGUUUCUGAGGGAAGAAUUCCACUCUUCAGCACAGCAGGGUAAGAAGACCUAAUGCAAAUCUGACAGCAGAACUUGCUCAGAUGACACAAAAUUACUUCUUCAGACAAUCAUUAUCCAAAUUUAAAAUUUCAUCCCAGCAGCAUUCAG